Messenger RNA from Anopheles coustani, 1515 nucleotides. RefSeq lists its product as uncharacterized. The coding region runs from base 32 to 1390 and encodes 452 amino acids. The transcript has 2 exons. NCBI's taxonomy places the organism in Eukaryota, Metazoa, Arthropoda, Insecta, Diptera, Culicidae. The record is from RefSeq and is a predicted model, not a curated record.
UUGGUUUACAGUUGCCUAGUGUACGUGUACGAUGGCAAGAGCGCUAAUCGCUCUAUUGUGGAUCAAUUUGAUCGCCCUUAUCAGCGUGGGUCUGUGUUCGGGCGCACGGAACCCGGAUGGACCAUCGGGUGAUGACUCGCUACAGGGGCCCGGCGAGCAGCUGCUGUCGGAACAACUGUUCGCCAUCAUCGAUCUGUACAAGCAGGAAGAUCCGGUAGGGUUGCCGGGUGCGACAAUCCCGGAUCCGAUGCCCAUUCCGGAGAUCAAGCAGUCGUUCUCGUUCGCCAAGAUGCACCUGCGCAAUGUGCUCGCGCGCGGAAUGUCCCGGUUCCGGAUUCGCUACUUCCGGACCGAGCUGAACAGCAUGUCGGUACGGGCGCAGAUUUCGAUCGACGAGAUCGCGGUGAAUGGUAACUAUACCAUGAGUACGUUCUUCAACCGUGCCGAGGGCCCGUUCACGGUGCUGAUGAAGAACGUGCUCACCAACGCGAACGUCUCGCUGGCGGUCGAACGGGACGGUACGCUGCGCACGAAGGACAUCGAGCUGGACAUCGCGUUCGACGAUCUGGCGAUGGACUUCCAGAAUCUCGGCUUCAUGGGGAGCAUCUUCCAGAGUGUGGCCAACUCGGCGUCCAACCUGGUGUACGACACGAUGAAACCGUUCAUGCUGGCCGAGGCGUAUGCGAAGAUCCGCGAGGAGGUGGACACCCGCAUGCUGAACGUGACGGUCGAGAACGGGUUCGUGCUGCCGAACUCGAUCUCACCGCUCGACAUGGCCAUCGGCGAGAUGCGUACGCUCGUGCGCAACAAGGGCCUGGACCCGUUCCUCGUGCCGGACUACAACAAUACGGCCGGCAUCUUCGGUAUGCAGACGAUGCACACGUGGAUUACGGGCGGCUCGAGCUUCUACCGCUACGGGGACAUCUCGGUGACGAUGGAGAACAACACGGCCACGCUCGGGAUGCACGUGGCGACCCAGCGCAUCGUGGGUUCGACGCAGUGGGAGGUUUCGAUCGGGCGCGGCAUGCUGUCGCAUCCUGGCCGGGCCCAGUUCACUGUCGAGCACAUUCGGGUGGCGGUUCAGAUCGAGCAACCACUGGAUCUGCGCAAAAAGAUCAAACUACGUGACAUCCAGCUGGAGCUUGGCAAUAUACAGGUGCGCUGUGACGGAGCUGGAACGUUUGAUUACAUCAUCGAGGCGGCGGUUAACAUCCUUCCGAAUCUGCUCCGUUAUCAGCUGAUGGAUGCAAUCGAAAACCCGCUGAGGAUACGCAUCCAGGAGAAGCUGGACUGCAUUAACACGGAGGCGUUGGUGCGGAAGUACGCGCGGGAGUUUGAGCAGCAUGGUACCAACAUCAAUUUGCAGGAUUUGGAACUCUGCCAGACGUAGAUAAAGCAUUAUGCUUUGGAGCAGCAUAACUAGGAGUAGAACUAUGACAAAAAAUUAAUGAAAAAAAAAUAGAGAAAGAGGAAAAUAUUGAAUAUGUGCGAAUACGUGAAGUGAUUACGUACACU